UUCAUUUCUGUGCGAGCCCCCGAGCUUUCUUGUCCUCUCUCCUUUCCUCUUCUUUCUCCUCAUCAUAACUUCCAGAAGGUAGACGAAUAGACAGCAUUUGAACAGUCAAGAUGGCCAACAACAACACUGAGGGGGCCCCGGUGGCAGACCCUAUCUCUGUGGAUCCUAACAUUGAGGACGAUGCGAGCGACAUGACGGAUGCAGAAAGCAUCCGCACAUCAACAACGGCCUCGCUGAGUGAGAGCAUCCGAGAGUAUCGUGAGAUUCACGGCCGCACGUACACGCAAAAGACCGAGUAUUGGGGACCCAAUGACGAAAAGCAGAACGAAGCUUUGGACUUCAAUCACUAUUGGAUGACCGAUUUCUUUGAUGGCGAAUUGUACUUUGCUCCCAUCGGCCCCGACCCUCAGCGAGUCCUUGACCUAGGCACCGGUACUGGUAUCUGGGCCAUUGAUUUCGCAGAUAAGCAUCCCUCUGCUGAGGUGAUUGGCAUCGAUGUUUCUCCCACCCAGCCAGGCUGGGUCCCGCCAAACUGCAAGUUUCAGAUCGACGACUUCGAAAAAGAAUGGACCUGGCCGACGGAGUACUUUGAUUUUGUCCAUGCACGUAACCUGGAAGGAUGUUUCUCGGACCUCCCCAACGUCCUGCAGGAGACUUACGACCACCUGAAGCCUGGCGGCUGGUUCGAAGUGAAGGAGUUCGAGGUUCUGUGUCGGUCCCAGACUCAAGAACUGCCGGACGACCACGUCUUCAACAGAUGGUUCAAAUGCGCAUGUGAGGCUCAAGACAAACUGGGCAAGGCGCACAGCAACGCAGUUGACCGAAAAUGGGCCAAGAGUCUCGACAAGGUUGGGUUCGUGGAACUUGUCGAAAAGAAGUGGAAGAUUCCCAUUGGCAGCUGGCCGGCAAAGCCAGAGCUUAAGAAACUUGGGGCAUGCAACCUGGAGUUUGUGGAACAGUCUUUGGAAGGUUUCAUGCUCUUUCUGCUCAAGGAAAUCUUGGGUUUCACCUACGAGGAGGCACAGUUGAUGAUCAGCGAGCUCAGGGCCGAGUUGAGGAACCCGAAGAACACUCCUUACUACUAUUUACACGCCAUGUACGCCCGCAAGCCCCUCGAGGAUGUCAAGAAGAGCGAAGACAACACUGCCGAGGCAUAGCAUGAUUGGGCACUUCUCACAUAUCUCUCUUUCUUAAUAUACUCAACAAUGUCAUUUCAAU
Molecule: messenger RNA, 1218 nt
Organism: Colletotrichum destructivum
Lineage: Eukaryota; Fungi; Ascomycota; Sordariomycetes; Glomerellales; Glomerellaceae
Product: Putative S-adenosyl-L-methionine-dependent methyltransferase superfamily
Exons: 6
Coding region: 111-1157 (348 amino acids)
Molecular function (GO): methyltransferase activity
Source: RefSeq, a predicted model, not a curated record